AGCAGCGUAGCUUGACUUGCCGACUUGUUUUGACAACGACACCCAACACAAGCGCCCACAGCGCGCCACACUAUUCAUGGGCAUCAGCGGCCUCUGGGAUCAGAUAGACGCAGCAGGUGAACUCAUCGCCUUGCAACGCGCAGCCCAACAAGUCCGCGUCGAUGGCCAACUCACACGGCCGUUGCGCGUAGCAAUUGAUAUCAGUAUUUGGGCCUUUCAUGUACGCAGCGCAGAAGGCGGUGAUUGUCCUGCUGAACGCACCCUCUUCAAUCGUCUUGUGCGGCUCUUGAAUCUCGGCAUCCAUGCCGUCUUUGUCUUUGAUGGGCAACACAGACCACGCGUCAAGCGUAAUAAAGUCAGAUCCACAGGAUCCGGUAAGAGUAGUGCGUUUCGUGAGAUGCCGAGUUAUAAGCGGCUCAUUCGCGCUUGUGGAUUUCAGGCAUGGCAAGCGCCAGGAGAGGCAGAGGCAGAGUGUGCCUACCUCCAGCAACGCGGCCUCGUGGAUGCCGUCCUCUCGGAUGAUGUCGACGCACUCGCCUUUGGUGCUACGAAAGUCUUUAAAAACUGGGGAGCCCUCAAUUACUCUGGCAGCAAGACGGAUGCGAAUGGCAAGAAAGUCUCUGGUCAGGCAUCAGCGACGCAUGCAAAGCUAUUCACUGCUGAACGGUUACGAGAACGAACAAAGAUUGCUCGAGCUGGGCAUAUUCUCGUGGCACUCAUGUCGGGUGGUGAUUAUGAUACAGAGGGUCUCAAGGGAUGUGGAGCCAUGAUUGCCUUCCAAGCUGCUGUUGCUGGCUUCGGCGAGACACUCGUGACGGCACUGCAAAACGGGACGGUGGAUGCAUGGCGUGAACAACUGCGUGAAGAGCUCAUCACCAAUAAGAGCAAUUUCUUCUCUGGCAAGCAUAAAGCCAUCGCAGCACAUCUUGAUUCAUUCCCCAAUACAAUGGUUGCAGACCAGUACCUCAACCCAACCGUCACAACAUCCGAAGCAAUGCAUGAAAAGAUUGGCGCAUUCAAUUGGUACCAGCAACCAGACUUGAUGGCGUUGCGCGAGUUGGGAUCCGAGUAUCUCGACAUGGUCAGCCGCGAGGGCGAUCUCAAGCUCAUUCGAACCAUGGCCUUGCCUCAAUUCAUGCUGGCCCUUGUUUCUCGCAUCCAGCAGGAAGCGACCUUUGAGAUUGUCAACAAGCCGCGACAACACCCAAGUACUGAUGACUUGGAAGAACUGCGUGUUCGCCUUGUGCCUCGAGACUGGGUGCCUAUCCCCAUCGAGGAAAAGGAAGACUUGACUGAACACGAGGGCCAACCUGUGGAGGCCGCAUCCGAAUUCGAUGUGCUUGCGCCGAAACUGCAUUGGAUCCCGCGCUACUUGCUUGAACGCGCUCAUUCCGAACGCGUGCGUGCUUGGGAGAGAGCUUCAGUUGCGCCAAAGACGCCCAAGAAACGCGUUCUUGCAAGUCCAGAGAAGCGUCUGACUGCAGCAGACAGGAAGCAAAGUGAAUCGGCCGAUCCAAGUCAACUCUCGCUAAAAGACUGUCUUCCUGUGACUAAAAGGUUGGCUGCGCCACUUGAGUCUGAUGAGGAAGAUGACUUGCCAGAGGACCUACGCUCGUUUUUAUUGCAAAAAAAGACAAUCACCCUGUCGCCUGUCGCGCACAGUCGCAUCACGUCGACAACCCAGUCCUCACUCAAACAAACACGCCUCCACUUUCGAGCUACCAAGUUCAACGACCCUAUUGUGAUACUCUCCUCGCCAGAAGCGACACCAGGGAAGCAAGCACCGCUCAAGCGCAAACCCGUGGCAACCACAACAAAAUUCAACGACAUUAUUGACCUCACUUAGCGAUGCAUUCAAUUAUUUUUAUUUAUUCUUUUUACGUUUUACCGGGCGGCGACGUUGGCUCAGUGACACCAGCGGGACAAUGCCAGUGAUCCUCGUGUGCCGUGCAUCCGUUAUUUGGCUUACCCGACGCAGCUGCUGCCGCUUGUGCUGUCACAUUGCUUGCGUCCGUUAGUGAGAUGCUGUCUUGAAAGCCGCUGCACCCAACGCCCGGCACCACCAGUUCAAAUGCAAACGCCUC
This is a messenger RNA of Protomyces lactucae-debilis, 2084 nucleotides long. RefSeq names its product PIN domain-like protein. NCBI's taxonomy places the organism in Eukaryota, Fungi, Ascomycota, Taphrinomycetes, Taphrinales, Protomycetaceae. The transcript has a single exon. The coding region runs from base 77 to 1846 and encodes 589 amino acids. The record is from RefSeq and is a predicted model, not a curated record. Gene Ontology annotation, molecular function: 5'-flap endonuclease activity.